GCAGCCCGGUCCGGGGGGAGGUGUCCCUGUCUAUAGCAGGGGGCUUGGAACUAGGUGAUCUGAAAGGUCCCUUCCAACCCAAACCGUUCUGUGACUCAGUGAAAAAUGAAACAGUGCUCCGCUGUAUUUUCCAGAGACGUGAACUUGCACAGCUUGGAUGCGGUUGGUUCUUCAGAACCUGCCCUGCAAGUCUGGGAGGACAUUCACGUCCUCACCAAGGACCUGGAUGAAGGAACAAAGUGUGCCCCCGGCCUGUGUCUAGAAGAGGCGGACACCCCAGAAAGCAGUGCUGUGAUUUAGAGACAGUUAGCCACAGUGAGAGCUGGACAGAGAGGAACCUGGUGGGGUUUUACAAGUGCGAGUGCAGGGCGGUACACCUGCGGGGGGAAUAACCACACACGCCAGUCCCGGCAAUGGGCUGACCUGCUGGAGAAGGGCUCUGCACAGAAGGACCUGGGUGUCCUGGGGGACGCCAGGCUGGCCCUUUUCGCCUUCUGGAGACGUUCCUUGUCAGCCGCCAAGGAGAGGUAUCCUUCCAAGGGAGAUCAGGUAGGUUACCCAGGCAGGUGGACAACCGUGGAGAAAGGUGUUGAGCAAUCGAGGGAAUUAGCUGUGCUGGAUAAAGCGUUUGAAGAGAAAUAGAAACAUCAGCCUUUAUCGUGCUUGCUUUUUUGUUUGUUUGUUUGUUUGUUUUUUAAUGGAAACUUGGUUCUUUCUCGAGUGGUAUGUAGUGUGAGUUAGCAUCGUCUGAAAUGAUCGUGGCCAGAGUUCUGACAAAAAGAAGGGCAAUCGACAUAGCACGUUGGGAGGAAAUUCUUUCAAAGGUUGCCCAGAGAAGGUGUGGAGGUCUUGCUUGGGAGCCAAGGGCCCACACCCACAGCCACCAUGAGGCGGUGAGCGUGAUGUCACAGUGGGUGUCAGAGUGCAGCCAUUGUGACGCGUGAAGCUUGGAGUAGAGCACAGGCUGGCGGGCUCAGCGCAAGCGUCAGUGCGGCCUGGUGAGGCGUGGAGAGAGCAGGGUCUCUUGCAGUGCUCACCGUCGACGCAAAUGAUGUAUGCUAGGAAGCGGAAGUUGUCUGACUCUCAGGAGCCAGGUGAGAGCACUGCGUCCCUGUGCACAGGUCCCGAUGCUGGGCAGAGGGGUGCUGGGGCUCUGCCUGCGGCUGAGAGCCGAGAGGGGAGGAAGGGGCAGGCAGGAGCUCCCAGGCAGGCAUGGGGCUGGGCCCCUCUGCUCCUUGGCAAGGGGGCCCAGCUUGGGCUGCGGCUGCCUUGGGCCUGCCGUGGCCCCUUCCCCUCCACCGCCUCCAGCCAGCAUGGCAGGCACAGAGCAGGACCCUGGGGACAGCCCCCAGGGACACCUGGCCCCGCCAGCUGCUCACCGCUGCUCACAUUUGCUCUCUCCUCUGCAGCGUGCGUGCUGUGUGGCCGGGGAGAUGUUGACCGAAACAUCUUUGGCCGCACAUUUGACCAGAUUUGGUUUUGGGUCCACGAGUUCUGCUUGCUUUUUGCCAACAUCUCUUUUGAUGAAAGCUCCACACAGGAGGGAACUGUGGGCAUUGACUCAGCUGCCCUCACAUGCAAAGUCAAGCAGGCAAACCAGAAGCAAUGCUGUGUUUGCGGUGAGAGGGGGGCUGCCAUCACAUGUGCAGAGAGCGGCUGUGAGCGGAGCUUUCAUCUGCCCUGUGCCAAGGAUGGACAAUGCGUCACCCAGUUCUUUGGUUGGCAAAGGUCCUUCUGCUGGGAGCAUCGCCCUCGACAGACCGCAGUGACAGCUCCAGCAAGAGGCACCACCUGCGUCUUGUGCCGGCAGACCGUGGGGAACGUUGCAUCCUACCACACCCUGGUGUGCCCAGUGUGCAAACAUGCCUGGUUCCACCGGGCCUGCGUCCAGCAACAGGCCUUGAAUGAAGGCAUUGCGUGCUUCCGGUGCCCUGCCUGCCAAGACAACACUCUGUUCUGUAUUGAAAUGUCCAUCCUAGGGAUCCGAAUCCCUGACAGAACACCAGAGCGGGAGGACAAUCGUGCAUCCGCAGUGGUUUUGCAGAGGCACGGGCACUGCGACGCCGUCAUCUGCUUUUGCGCUGGAGGCAGGGAUCAGGCAGAAGAAGAGGGGCCCUGGCAGCUGAUCCCGUGCAGCUCCUGUGGAGCGCAGAGCACCCACCGAGAAUGCUCCUACUCGAGCAUCAGAACGAACAAGUGGGACUGCGACAGAUGUGCUGGCCUGGGUACCGCCUCCAGCACCAUUGCGCAGCUCGCGGCCCUCAGCGCUGCCAGCCAGCAGGGCCUGGAGCCAUCCCACAGCCCCCAGGAGCCCGAGGACAGCUGCUCCGGCCCCACCAUCCAGCCAGCGUCGGGGCCAUCCCACACUUCCCAGCUGCUGGAGCUCAGCUGCCAGACCAGUGUGCAGGGCACAGAACAAGGGACAACCUGCUCAGCUUUUCCUGACCAUCAGGACGCACCUGAGCAGUGCCAAGCACCCUGUGGGAGCAGCCAUACACCCACCCCCGGCACUGGAAGCAGCUCCCGCCCAUCCACCGCACAGGGCACUUUGGGAUCCUCCAGAGCAGCCACAGCGGCUGCGCGCAGGAGGCGUCCCAGGCAGCGGGGAACAAGCCGGACACGGAGCCGCUCCCCGCUGCAAGGUCGGGCCCCACCUUCCCAGAGCCGGACCAGAAGACCUCAGCGCAGCAGGCGAACACCAUCUCCAGCUGCUCAGAAGAGAACUCGCAGCACCAGCAGACCGGCGACACGGAGGACCUUGAGGGCUUCCCUGCGUCCAGACAGCAGGGAAUGGCCCAGGCAGCCAGGGGAGGCCCGCAUGCAAAGCCGUUCCUCAGUGGCACGUCGAGUGCCACAUGUCCACAGCCGGCACUGAGGAGGCUGCGGGAGCCAGUUCCAACAGUGGGGGCUAUCCCAGGCAUGAAGACCUCCUGGGUCUAACAUGCAAGCCAACAUCCCACCCCGCCAAGUCAGCCCGAAAAAUGAUGAGAUGGAUGCAGUUCCAACAGCGAGGGCUAUCCAGGGCAUGAAGACCUCCCGCAUCCAACAUCAAAGCCAGCAAGCAUCCACCCCCCCCCAGCCAGCCCCCCAAAAGGUGGCAUGAAAGCUGUUCCAACAGUGGCAGCUCUCCAGGCAUGAAGUCACUCCUGGGUCCACCAUCGAUCCAACAUCCGCCUCCCACUCCCCACAGUCAGACCAAAAAUAGAUAACACGGAAGCAGUUCCAACAGCACGGGCUACUCCGGGCAUGAAGUCACUCCUGGAUCCAACAUGGGAGCCCACAUCCACACUUCUGCCCCAUUAGCCUGCAACAGCCGUGUGCCAGCACCAUGUGCUGGCUCUAGUCCAAGCUAUCCAACACAAUAAACCCAACCAUCCCACACACAUUUCUGUGUCAGCUCCUCCUUCUCCGUUUGUCUAUCCUGAGGUGGGCAGAACUGGGCGCUGGGAUCAUAGGGUUUUCUCCUCCUCAGCACCUUCCCAGUGGCUGUGCAAAGGCUGCUCGGCAGCUCGUGGACAGCCUGGAGAAUUGGGCGCAGAGGAACUUGCCGAGGUUCAGCAAGGCUGAGUGCAGGGCCCUACACCUGGGGAGGAAUAGGCGCACGCUUCUGUAGAGUUAGGAGCUGACCUGCUGGAGAGGAGCUCUCUGGAGAGGGACGUGGGUUCCCUGGUGGCCAGUGGGGUGGUCGGGAGCCAUCAGAGUGCCCUUGUGGCCAAGAAGACCAAUGGCAGCCCGAGGUGCAUUCCAAAGAGCGUGGCCAGCCGGGCAAAAGACGUUCUCCUCUCCCUCUACUCUGCCCCGGUGCGGCCACAUCUGGAGUCCUGUGUCCAGUUCUGGGCUCCACAGCUCAAGAAAGACAGGGAACUGCUGGAGAGUCCAGCAGUGGACUACAAAGACGAUGAGGGGCCUGGAGGAGCAUCUUCCUCGGCAGGAAAGGCUGAUACACCUACUGCUGUUUAGCCUGGAGGGCACCUUCUCAAUGCUUAUCAGUACUGAAAGGGUGGCUGUCAAGAGGAUGAGGCCAGACUUUAUUCCCUGCUGCCCAGCAACAGCACCAAGGGGCGUUCGGCACUAACUCUUCCAGAGGAACGUGAAGAAAAGAACUUCUUUCCUGUGAGGGUGACCCAACAC
Molecule: messenger RNA, 4131 nt
Organism: Gallus gallus (chicken)
Lineage: Eukaryota; Metazoa; Chordata; Aves; Galliformes; Phasianidae
Product: PHD finger protein 7-like
Exons: 8
Coding region: 1049-2875 (608 amino acids)
Cellular component (GO): nucleus
Source: RefSeq, a predicted model, not a curated record